GAAAUCGUACCUGUCUCGACUAUAAAUAUGGUCGAGGGGUUUUCGAACGCAUCAGAAGUUAGCGUUCAGGUUAGGUUAUUUCAUUUCCCAUUCUGCGUGUUUCUUUACAGCAUCAAACCCUAAACGAUCAUGUCGUCCAAGCAAGGAGGAAAAGCAAAGCCAUUGAAGCAACCCAAGUCUGAGAAGAAAGAAUACGACGAGGUAGAUAAGGCCAACAUUCAAAAGAAGAAGGACGAGGAAAAGGCACUUAAGGAGCUUAGAGCCAAAGCUCAGAAGGGAGCACUGGGAGGUACUGGUCUGAAGAAAAGUGGGAAGAAAUGAGCUGAAGUUGCUGCAUAUACUACUACUAUUACUACUAUGUUGUGAUUUGUGAAUCCUGCUUCUAAUAUCUUAGCUGAAUGUGUUUGGUAAAUUCAGUAUAAACCUUUGCAGUUUGCUUGUAAUAAUCAUGGUGAUAUUUGGUCUA
Messenger RNA from Lactuca sativa (garden lettuce), 466 nucleotides. RefSeq lists its product as uncharacterized. The record is from RefSeq and is a predicted model, not a curated record. NCBI's taxonomy places the organism in Eukaryota, Viridiplantae, Streptophyta, Magnoliopsida, Asterales, Asteraceae.